Messenger RNA from Clonostachys rhizophaga, 1479 nucleotides. The record is from the annotation of a GenBank genome assembly. NCBI's taxonomy places the organism in Eukaryota, Fungi, Ascomycota, Sordariomycetes, Hypocreales, Bionectriaceae.
AUGGCGACGGUUCCUCAGUUGCUGGAGCCUGGGCAGCGGUCCAAACCCGGAGACCUCGCGAUUGUCCUGCUCGCGCGCGACAACUAUGAGCCUCUGAUCCUGGAGCAGUCCACCGGGGCUGUCGACGGCUACGCCGAGGGAGCAACGCUCAACACUCGAUUCGGAUCGUUCCCCCACUCUACUCUCCUCGAUAUCCCCUGGGGCUCCCAGGUUCGAGCGUCGGCCGUCGACACAGGCUCUCGAGGACGCAAGCGAAGACGAGACGACUCUGGGGACGAUGCCUCGACACCCGCUCUCGAGGACACUGAAGGAGCAGCUACUCCGACGUCUGCGCCGGCCAAGAAGGCCGUCACAGCGUCAAGUGGGUUUAUCCAUAUCCUGCGCCCGUCCCCAGAGCUCUGGACCUACAGCUUGCCACACCGCACUCAGGUGGUGUACACGCCAGACUACAGUUACAUUCUCAACCGGAUUCGCGCGCGACCUGGCACGAGGAUCAUUGAAGCAGGAGCUGGGAGCGGUAGCUUUACACAUGCCUCAGUACGUGCUGUGUACAAUGGAGCCCCCAAGUCCGACGAUGAUCGAAAGGGAAAGGUAUUCAGUUUCGAGUUCAACGAGUCGCGUUUUCGCAAGAUGGAGGAGGAGGUGGAGUCACAUUGCUUGAAAGAUUUCGUCUCGAUCAAGCACCGCGAUGUGUACAACGAGGGUUUCCUGAUCGAUGGGAAGUCUCCCAUGGCGUCCGCAGUCUUCCUCGAUCUGCCUGCGCCUUGGAAAGCGAUCCGUCACCUCUCGCGAAGGCGGCCGCAGGAUAUGGAGCAGGAUCCUAACAAUGAUUCGGAAUGGGUCUCGGCCCUGGACCCUCGGAAAACUGCCAUGAUCUGUACAUUUUCUCCAUGCAUUGAGCAGGUGAUACAGACCGUCAGUGAUCUAAGAAAGUUGGGGUGGGUGGAGGUUGACAUGGUAGAAGUGUCAAAUAAGCGCCUGGUUUCACAACGAGAUCGCAUCGGCUCGUAUCUUCCUAAGGAGAAGGGCGCCAACCCCAACCCAGCAGACGUCACAGAGGCACUUUCGAAAUUGAGAGAGGUUAACCAGAAGACGAAAGAGUUUACGCGGAUCAAGGCAAAUAGAGGAGAGGAAGGACAGAAUGACCAGAUGGAUGUCGAUGGCUCAAACUCAGAACGCGAGCCCAACGCCAGCAACAAGUUGGAUGAGUCUUCUACAGAAAAGGUAUGGAUGCAGGGCCGGCUUAUACAUCGGGCAGAGUCAGAACUGAAAUCCCACACAUCUUAUCUCGUUUUCGCGACUCUGCCCCCUGAGUGGAGUGAGGAAGACGAGGCAGCGGCAUAUGCGAAAUGGCCAUGCGGAAACGAGGCGAAGGUGGUCGGGAGCCUCGACAAGGCGGCACGGAAACAAGAAAAGAGGGAUGCACUCCAUUCCAAGAAGAAAAGAAAGCAGGACCAAGCCAACGAUGAGGGACAGUAG